GUGACGCGGUGACGUCAUGACGGUGCUAUGUGCGCCAUGUUGAUAGGUGACGCAUUGUGUAUUCCCGCCUGCAGCCGGUGAGGAGGAGAAGAGCGGAGAGAGAGAGUUUUAUGAAGUUUUGAUCGCCAUGUUCAACAAAUCGUUCACCUCGCCGUUCGGCGGAGGCACUGGAGCUUUCGGAGCCACGUCUACCUUUGGACAAAAUGCUGGAUUUGGCACAACGCAGGCGACUGGAUUUGGGACGACGACGACGGCAUUUGGAGCGGCUAACAGCGGCGGAUUGUUUGGAACCACCCAGAACAAACCAGGUGGACUGUUUGGGACCACGACGUUCAACCAGCCGGCAACCUCCACCACCACCUCCGCCUUCGGUUUCGGAGCUGCGACCGGUACGCCAAACUCCUUGUUUGGGUCUACGAAUACUGGAGCAGGGGGUCUCUUCUCAUCCCAGCAGCAGCAGAGCAAUGCCUUUGGACAGACAAAGCCUUCGACUUUUGGCACCUUCGGGACGAGUACAAGCAGUGGAGGUCUCUUCGGAAAUACCAACACCACCUCCAACCCCUUUGGUGGGACCACCAGUAACCUGUUUGGUGGUUCCACCUUCUCUGCAGCUCCCACUGGAACCACCAUAAAAUUCAAUCCGCCAUCUGGGACUGACACCAUGGCCAAGGGCGGUGUUACCACCAACAUCAACACAAAGCAUCAAUGUAUAACGGCAAUGAAGGAGUAUGAAAGCAAGUCUCUGGAGGAACUGCGUCUGGAAGAUUACCUGGCCAAUAGGAAGGGCCCCCAAAAUCCAGUGGGCGCAGCCGCAGCAACGGGCUUGUUUGGAGCCUCAACUGCCACUCCCAGUGCGGCCACAGGACUGUUUGGCUCCACCCCUUCCAGCAGCACCUUCUCCUUUGGAAGUAAAACUGCCUUUGGACAGGGCACCAACACUUUUGGAGCCAACACGGGAGGUCUGUUUGGCCAGCCGGCUGCCCAGCCGACCACCAGCCUGUUUAACAAGCCAUUUGGAACGGCGACUACAACACCCAACACAGCCUUCUCAUUCGGGAACGCCAACACUCUGGGGCAGCCCCAGACCAGCACCAUGGGUCUCUUUGGCAGCACGCAGCCCACACAGGCCGCAGGACUGUUUGGUACCACCACUAACACCAACGCCGCCUCUGGCUUUGGCACAGGAACCGGUCUGUUCGGACAGACGAAUGCCACUCCCUUCGGAGGCGUUACCGGCUCGACCUUAUUCAACAGCAAACCUGCCGCCUUCGGGGCGACGACCACCAGCGCACCGACGUUCGGUACUUCUACCGGCGGCCUUUUUGGGUUUGGAACCAACACCGCGGGCACCAGUAUUUUUGGCAAUAAAAACGCAGCGGGUACGCUGGGGCCGGCGCUGGGGACAGGAUUUGGGCCUGGUCUGAAUACGGGACAGAGCACACUGUUUGGAAACAACCAGCAGAAGAUCGGUCAGCUCGGUACCGGCGCAUUUGGCACAACCGCGUUUAAUACUGCUGGAGGCGGCUUAGGAUUUGGUGGUGCUCAGGCCCCUGUGGCUCUGAGUGACCCCAAUGCAGCGGCUGCCCAGCAAUUGGCUCUCCAGCAACAGAUCAAUGCCCUGGCCUACUCUCCAUAUGGGGACUCCCCUCUCUUCAGAAAUCUCAUCGAUGACCCCAAGAAGAAAGAGGAGCGUCUGAAGCCCACCAACCCGGCCGCCCAGAAAGCGCUGACCACGCCCACGCAUUACAAGCUGACCCCUCGUCCAGCGGCCAGGGUGCGCCCCAAAGCGCUGAGCACAGCAGGGACCGCUAAGUCGCAGCUCUUCGAUGGGUUGGACGAUGACGAACCGCCAAUGACAGGCGGAACUUUCAUGCCAAAGAAGAGCAUCAAGAAGCUGGUCCUGAAGAGCUCCUCCAACAUCAGCUCCCUCUUAUCUCCUUCCAAUGCCGAUUCAGCCGAUGAGGUGAACUCCCCCAACAGCUACAAUGAAAACGGAGACAGGUCCAAUGAAAAUCACAGAGUGGAAGAGAACCACGAAGAGGAGGUGUCCACGUUCUACCCUCCUCCAUUAUCCAAACCUCUCCUCCCCUCCAGCCAGGACAAGCAUAUGGACAGCAUGGAUGACACCAUCUUGGCCCUGAACAUGAGGCCCAGCCUGAGGAGCAGCGGGCUGGACGUCAGCGUGGAUGAGAACUCCCUGAACGAGGAGGAGAUCAUGAAUGACGUCCCACCACACCCUGCAGGCAUCGUUCUGAACAGAGAAGGUUACUACACCAUCCCGUCCAUGGAGGACCUGGGCAACAUGGUGGACGACAACGGAGAGUGCAUUGUAGAUGGCUUCACCAUCGGCCGAAAAGGCUACGGGUCCAUUUUCUUUGAGGGACUGGUGAACGUGACUAACAUGAACCUGGAUGAAAUAGUCCAUAUCCGGAAUAAGGAGGUGAUCGUGUACACCGAUGACGCAAACAAGCCGCCAGUGGGAGAAGGCCUGAACAGGGCUGCUGAAGUGACCCUGAAUGAAGUCUGGCCAAUCAAUAAGACCACCCGAGAGCUGAUUAAGAGCCCUGAGCAACUGGCUGAGAUGAACUACAAAAGCAAGCUAGAGGCAGCUUCCCGCAAGCAGGGAGCCCAGUUCAAGGAAUACCGUCCCGAGACCGGGUCCUGGGUGUUCAGGGUGAAGCAUUUCUCGAAGUACGGCCUGCAGGACUCAGACGAUGAAGACGACGGGUCGGCUUCUACAGCAGAGAACAAGAAGAUAAAAUCCGCGACUCUCCCGCCACCUGGACAACAAGCUCCGCCCCCAGCGCAGGCCAGCCUGAAUGGAAAGCACAGUCCUCCACCACAGGGCUCGAUGGCGGAACUGUUGGGAGGACACGCUCUGGCGCUGGACAGUGACAUGGUGGAUGUGACUCAGGAGACGUUCAAGGAAACGGCCAUGGAAGAUCUGGAGGUUCCAGAGGAGCAGGAAUCGCUCUCUGCCUCCAUACACAUCGCCUCUUCUCUCGGGGUGAACCCUCAUGCUUUGCAGGUGAUGAAGGCGUCUCUUCUGAUGGAUGAAGAUGGUGUGACGGAUAUCUUAUCUCCUUAUGGCCACUACCCGUCCUUGCUGGAGACCUCACAGGAUGGGCGCUCCCCCCGACUCCUCCACCCCUCCUCUCAGGCUCAGCGGACCUCCAGUGUUGGAGGUCUCCUGCAGUCCCGCUUCACCGGAUCCUCGUUACUCAAGCAGAGUGAGUCUGGUCAAAGUCCUCGUUCAUCUUCAUCGGCCUCCAAGGGGGCCCCGUGGCCCGGCCUGGGCCUCCUAGCCCCCUCUUUCUUGAUGCCAUCUCCUGCCCCAGAAAUACAGCUGAAGACUGUGGGGACACAAAGGCAGCAAGGUCUGGUACCCUCCAAGAAGUCCGUGUGCACUGGCCGGGGCAGGAUGUUGAUUGACAUGGGCCUGUUUAUGGGACGGUCGUUCCGGGUUGGUUGGGGGCCCAACUGGACUUUGGCUCACAACGGGAAGGUCAUCAGCGAGUCCAGCAUGGUGAAGAAAACCGACAAACUUGGGAAUCUGGACUAUGGAUUUCUGCCCAAACCAGUCACUGCCAAAUCACUUAUGGAAUCUCCGUUUAAAGUCCAUCUGGAGAAGCUGAGUUUAGAGGAGAAGGGGAAGGAUCUUCAGUCUUAUCUGAUCCCGCUGGAGAUUGAGCUUAAGAACAGCACCAUAAAGCCUGAGCAGUGUCCUCUCCUCGUACCCAACCCUGGCUUUGCUGCCAUUCAUGACUAUGCCGGAUGGGUCAGUGAAGAGUGUCAGGAGCCUUCAGAGAUGGAAGCUGUGGUAAAACAGUGGUGCCUAACGUGGACCAUGUGCAAGGCAUUGUGGGGCCAGCUGCGGGACCUGGAGGCCAGCCUAGAUGAAACCAACCAGUAUGUGGAGAGAUUGCAGCGCAGGAAGGCCUUCUCCCAUUGGUUGGCUGAGACGGCGGUUGAUCGCAUUGAGUCGGAGGUGGUGAUGCACCAAAAGGAACGUCCCAUCGAGGCCGUCUUCAGCUACCUGACCGGCUGCCGCAUCAGUGAGGCGUGUCGCCUGGCACAGAAAUCUGGGGACCAUCGGCUCUCUAUGAUGUUGUCACAGUUGGUGGGCAGUCAGCAGCUACAGGAACUGUUGCGUAUGCAGCUGGAGGACUGGCAGAAGCAGCAGGUGGACCGCUUCAUCCAGGAGGAGAGGCUGAAGGUCUAUGUGCUCUUAUCUGGCACUGCGGUAUGGCAAUCUUCUGAUAAGAAAUCCAUCAACGUCUGCUCACAACUGGACUGGAAGCGAGCGCUGGCUGUUCACCUCUGGUACAUGCUCCCGCCUACCGCCCCCAUCGCCCAGGCACUACAGAAAUACGAGGAGGCUUUUCAGGUGUCGAAUGAGGGACAGUGCUAUGCAUCCUAUCCUCUGCCUUCAUACCUGGAGAACGCUGACCUUGCUAUGGAGUCUGAAACCUCCCCACCACCUAUGCAGAGAGACGUCUGCUUCCACCUUCUGAAGCUGUACAGUGACAGAUCUUACGACCUCCGCCAGCUCUUGGACCCCCGAAGUAUCACCUCUGACCCCUUGGACUAUCGUCUCAGUUGGCACCUCUGGAUGGUACUACAGGCCUUAAAUUACACCCACCUGUCGGCGCAGAGCCAGGGAGUGCUGCACACCAGCUAUGCCGCUCAACUGGAGAAUGUGGGGCUGUGGGAGUGGGCCGUCUUCGUCAUCCUUCACAUACCUGACCCUGUUGUUCGGGAGUUGGCUGUGCGAGAGCUCCUGAUCCGACACUGCGUCCUGCGGGAGACUCCGGAGUCGCUGAUGAAGGAGAAGUUCCUGGUUGAGAAGCUCUGCAUCCCGGCACAAUGGAUCCACGAGGCCAAAGCCAUCCGUUCCAGAAGAGAAGGAGACCAACACAAAGAGGCCACCUACCUCCUGAGAGCUGGCCACUGGAACCAAUGUCACCGGCUGGUCUCCCGCCAUCUGGCUUCAGAUGCCAUCAUAAAUGAAAAUUACUCCUACCUACACAGCUUUUUAGAUGAAUUGUCCCGUCCUGAGAACUGCGUCCACAUCCAGGGGUGGGACACGGCAGGACAGGUCUGCUUGGAUUACAUCACUAUCAUAGAGAUGCUGAACAGUAUCCGGCAGAGUGAAUGUUCGGUGUAUGAGUUGGAGAGGUUACACAAUAAAGUCAUCUCCGUCUGUAACCGGGUGGAGCAAAUCCAAUGCUACAAAUCCAAAGACAGGUUGGCUCAGUCCGAAAUGGCGAAACGCGUUGCCAACAUCCUCCGCGUCGUCCUUCGUUUACAGCAUUCACCAGAAUCUGACGACUCCUCCGCCGACCUCCAGCGAGUCCCCCUCAGACUUCUCGCCCCCCACAUCGGCCGACUCCCCAUGCCAGAGGACUAUGCUAUGGAAGAACUCCGCAGUCUCACGCAGUCUUACUUGAGAGAACUGACUUUGCGCAGCCAGUAGAGGGCGGCCUUGUCCGGUCAUGUGAUAUAUUUUUUUUUCCUCCUCUCUGGAUACCUUUUGUAUUUCCAGCCCCCCUC
Messenger RNA from Rana temporaria (common frog), 5553 nucleotides. RefSeq names its product nucleoporin 98 and 96 precursor (gene NUP98). Gene Ontology annotation, molecular function: structural constituent of nuclear pore. Gene Ontology annotation, biological process: RNA export from nucleus; protein import into nucleus; post-transcriptional tethering of RNA polymerase II gene DNA at nuclear periphery. The record is from RefSeq and is a predicted model, not a curated record. NCBI's taxonomy places the organism in Eukaryota, Metazoa, Chordata, Amphibia, Anura, Ranidae. Gene Ontology annotation, cellular component: nuclear pore; nuclear pore cytoplasmic filaments.